Messenger RNA from Leopardus geoffroyi (Geoffroy's cat), 1570 nucleotides. It is a transcript of the gene SELENOT, whose product is annotated as selenoprotein T. Gene Ontology annotation, molecular function: thioredoxin-disulfide reductase (NADPH) activity. The record is from RefSeq and is a predicted model, not a curated record. Gene Ontology annotation, biological process: cell redox homeostasis. NCBI's taxonomy places the organism in Eukaryota, Metazoa, Chordata, Mammalia, Carnivora, Felidae. The transcript has 6 exons. Gene Ontology annotation, cellular component: endoplasmic reticulum membrane.
AGAUGGUGGGUCAUGACAGUGAAACAGGUCAGCGAUGCCUCCCAGAGCGUGAGUUGGCGCCGCACUGCGCAGGCGCAUUUCUGCUUCCCUCCCGGACCUUGGCGGAUCGCGCCUGCGCGGUGGUGAGCUGCUCGCGGCUCCCGCUCGGCCUUGGGCUGGCUGCAGUCUCAGUUUGAGGGCGGCCGAAGUGGCUGGCUCGAUUAAGAUGAGGUUUCUGCUAGUUCUCCUGGUGGCGGCGUCGGCGGUGAUCCGGAGCGAUGCCUCGGCCAACCUGGGCGGCGUGCCUAGCAAAAGAUUAAAGAUGCAGUACGCCACGGGGCCGCUGCUCAAGUUCCAGAUUUGUGUUUCCUGAGGUUAUAGGCGGGUGUUUGAGGAGUACAUGCGGGUUAUAAGCCAGCGGUACCCAGACAUCCGCAUUGAAGGAGAAAAUUACCUCCCUCAACCCAUAUAUAGACACAUAGCAUCUUUCCUGUCAGUCUUCAAACUAGUAUUAAUAGGCUUAAUAAUUGUUGGCAAGGAUCCUUUUGCUUUCUUUGGCAUGCAAGCUCCUAGCAUCUGGCAGUGGGGCCAAGAAAAUAAGGUCUAUGCAUGUAUGAUGGUUUUCUUCUUGAGCAACAUGAUUGAGAACCAGUGUAUGUCAACAGGUGCAUUUGAGAUAACUUUGAAUGAUGUGCCUGUGUGGUCCAAGCUGGAAUCUGGUCACCUCCCAUCCAUGCAACAGCUUGUUCAAAUUCUUGACAAUGAAAUGAAGCUCAAUGUGCAUAUGGAUUCAAUCCCACAUCACCGAUCAUAGCCCCACCUAUCAGCACUGAAAACUCUUUUACAUUAAGGGAUUUUUUGCAAGAGCAGCGUGACUGACAUUAUGAAGGCCUGUACUGAAGACAGCAAGCUGUUAGUACAGACCAGAUGCUUUCUUGGCAGGCUCGUUGUACCUCUUGGAAAACCUCAAUGCAAGACAGUUUUUCAGUGCUGGCACAUUUUGGAAUUCUGCACAUUCGUGGAGUGCAAUAAUACUGUAUAGCUUUUUUUUCUUCCCCAAAUUCACUCAGUUAAUAGUUUUUAAAAAAUGUAGACAUUACUACUUGUACCUUUUUUUCCUUAGUCAUACUUGGAAAAGUAGAAAAUUGAGUUACAAUUUGACUUUCUUUCAAAGAUGUCUGUUAAAUCUGUUGUGAUUUUAUAUGAAUUUUCCUUUUUUAUAGUUUAAAAUUGAUCUUUUUGGGAAUACAGCUGAAGUUCCCAAAAACUUUAUAAGAGUUUAUCAGGCAUCUUUAAUUUGGUCAUGUCCAAUUUAUAUAGUUUUCAAAACACUGCAGAUUGUGAACAGUGCAUUAUAUGAGAUAAUGGGGGGAAAUCCUAUAUCUAGAGUACUCUACCAAUUUGUGUGUGUAUGUGCGUGUGUGCGUGUGUGAUUACCAGAGAAUUACUAAAAGACCAACUGCUUUUUAAAUACUGUUAUGUAGUUCAAGUGUCUUGCCUUGACCAAUCUAAUGAGUUGAUUAACUGGGCCUUUAUACCUAACUCAAUAAAAAACUAAGCGGAUGUAAGUUAAAUAAAAAGUUUGAAUUUA